Caenorhabditis auriculariae is the source of this 4077-nucleotide messenger RNA. The record is from the annotation of a GenBank genome assembly. NCBI's taxonomy places the organism in Eukaryota, Metazoa, Nematoda, Chromadorea, Rhabditida, Rhabditidae.
AUGGAGCACGUUCUGUCGUUGGUCGGCAGCUACGGCAGCCGACGUUAUGAAGAAGACUUCGUCGAUCGUCUCAAUUUCCAGUACACUUCUCACCUUUUCGCCUUCGCUGCUCUUGUUGGCAUGUACAAGGUCAGUUUGAGUUUUGCAAUUUUCGCCAAAAAAAAGGUUUCUAAAAAUUCAAGAAUAGCAUUUUUUUAUUUUAAAAUGUUACAAUGACGCUUCGCAAUGGGUUUUUUUAACUCAAUCAAAAAUAGUAUAGUAUGUGUGCCACGAUUUGAAAUGUUACGGAACGACAUUCCGCUGUUCCGCUGCGUGCGUUCGCGAAGCGUCUUUCGAAUCUAGGUCAGGCUUUCAAUUUAUUGUUAUUGCUGUGGGAGAAUAUGUAAUUAGAGUACCUUAAUAAAAGAAAAACAAAUAAAUAAAAGCGCGACCUAGGUUUGCAAAGGCGCGCAGCGGCACAGCGGAAUGUCGUUUGGUAAAAUUCCAAGUCGUGGUACACAGGCUAAAUUUUUUAAAAUCUUAGGGGCUUCAGAACCUUUGGGGUCUUGGGGGGCUCGAACUUUAUCGAACCACUUUACCAACCAACCCCUAUAUGAGUCACUAAAGCUUGCAAAAGUGGCCACUGUAGGGGUUUUAGUUAGUGGCGGCUAUAGGAGUGUAUUAGUGGCGCCUAUAGGGGGACACAAUAAUUUUUAUUAACUCUAUGCGAGAAACUAAAGAAAUAAGUUUCAUUUUUUAAAUAAAAUUAAAAGACCCCUAUAAGGACCACUAAAGCUUUAGGGGCCAAAAAUUAGACCUGAAACCCCUAUAUGGACCAUCUUCAUAUUACCCCUAAAGGGAACAUUUUUUCGGCCCUUCUAUGGGACUGUUUUUCUACCAUCGCCCCUAUAGGGAUCAGUCUAAAAUUCUUAACAUGUAGAAAGGACAUUAAAAACGAUUGGAAAAUAAAUUUUCAUAAUUGCAGGUAUACUUUGGUGGCAAUCCUAUCACCUGUUGGGUUCCAGCAGAGUUUACCAAAGGUAUUUUUUUAUUACAAGACUCUUUGAAUCUUUCAGUUUCACUAUAAAAAUUUCUCAUUUUUGAACAUUUUUUCGAGUUUGGGAGAUCAAAAUUGGAAUGGUGCAUAAUGACCGCUAAAAGGGAGAGGCUCAAGAAAAAAGCAGCAAAAAGGAACAUUUGUGACUCUUUCUACGCAGCUUUUUCCACCCUAUCCGCCUUUGCCUUAGGAAGUGGUCGAUUAAACUCUAACAUUUCUUUUUAUUUAUUUUCAAAUCAUAGGUGCCCAGUUUUGUUUUUCUCCAUCCAACAGAUUAAUUUGAGGUUGGACUGAAUAUGCCAGAGACUAUUGUCUGAUCGAAAAUACUUAUUUCGUGCCGAUAGAAGACCCAGACAUGCCCGAGGGGACGAUCCGCGAAGAACAAGAGCUUCCAUACUACCAAGUACCUUUUUUCUCCCUAUAACUUCUACUUUGCAUUUCAGUGGGUCCAAUUCAUACUCGUGUUUCAAGCGUUCUUGUUUUACGCUCCGCACCUGUUCUGGCGAUCUGUGAACUGGUGGUCAGGUGCUCGAGGCUGGACCUCUUUGAUUUUCAAGCGACCACUUAAGGACUCCAAGUACGUGCCGUGAUAACCAGCGCUGCUGGAAUCGAAAAGGACAAGCCAUUGCCGCUGGAAAAGGUGCUCGCCACCCGGAAUGACAGUAUUACCAAAGUCGCCAAGCACAUUGCUUUAUUCGAAUCGAGAAGAAGGUUUUUUUCUUAGGGGCAGUAAAAAACGGGGUUUCAGGUGAAAUCAGUAUCUUGUAUAGUUUUUCUUUGCGAAUCCAAAGGUGUACUUAAAAAAUUACAGAUGUGACAACUUUAGAAGAAAAACGCGAUUUAAUUUUCCGCCUUUAAAUUUUGAAAAAAGCUUUGGAUCGGUGUACGGACAACUGUUUACAGUAGCCCUGCACGCGAUGUUGCGGACGUCUCAUUAGACUCGCAUUUUGUGAUAAAAAACCGGAUAUCUGCUUUAAAUCAAGGGUUUCCACUCUGAAAAAUUGAAAAAUUGAUCAAGAAAACAAAAAACCAUCGAAACCUGUGUAAAAUCAUCAUUUUUCACUAGAAAAGCAUUUUUGCGAUCGAAGUUUGCAAAUUAUACGUGAAAAGAAAGCUUUAGUGACGAAAAGAACUUUGGUGACAACAGAAAAAAUUGACAAUUGAAAGAAACGAAGAAAUAAUGCCGUGUUCAAAGUAAUUUCCGCAAAAUGCGAAAUGGUCUCUGACCCUCCAAAAUUCAGUUAUCUUUCUCUUUCUCUGACGGCUAUUUUGAAUUUCGCGGAAUCACUUUGAACACGGCAUAAGCGUAAUUCCGGAAGAUGGCGAAGCCCGUUGUCUAUAGAGCAACUUUACUGCAAAGCGCCCUUUUCGCGGCAACUCAAACUUUCUUCUCUCCGAUUUUGAAUUAUUUUUUCUUCAAAACUAGGAGCUUCUGUACGUUUCCAAGUUAACCGUUCGAUUCGCAAUGAAAAGCUCUAAAAAGUACUGAUUUUAACGGAAACAAUGUUUUUUACUGCCCCUAUGCCUCUAAGGUUGAACCAAUCAUGUUUAAGGAAAAGUUGGGUUUCACUGAUGUACCUCGCGACCAAAAUUCUCUUCAUUUUGAAUAUUAUCUUUCAAAUAAUGUUGCUUCACCUGUUUCUCGGCUUCAGCUGGAACGACUUUUUCCGUGAGAACCCUUUCCUUCGACAAAUAAUUUGAGGUUUCUCAGGACUUCGGAUCGGAUUCAACUCCGACUGGGCAUCCACAGGGAUCUUCCCGCGCCAGACAAUGUGCGACUUUGAUGUGAGUAUUCUUUGAAGAGUUCUUAUCGAUUUUUCACGCUUCAGAUCCGAACCAAAGGGAACGUGCAGAAGUACAGUGUGCAGUGCGUUUUGGCGAUGAAUAUGGUGAACGAGAAAAUCUUCUUGCUCCUUUUCUACUGGCUCCUCGCCCUUCUUGUUGUGAGCCCUCUGGGAUGUCUUUGGAUAUAUCUUCUCAUGAUAUUGCAGGCUACGGUGGUCAACACUUUCCUGUGGAUGCAAUCCAUGUACUCGUCGCGCGAACGUCGCGAAUUCGCCAGCCGAAUGCUCAAAGCCGCGGGCGAACAUGGAGACACCUUCCUGCAGACGCCAGCUCUUGUGGUGAACGGAAAGAAAGAUGAAAAGAAAAACUGGGCAUCUUCAGAUCAACGACGAAAAGACGCCUCUCUAUGAAACACACUCUCCAGUCGACGACAGAGUAGGCUCUCAACAUUUUUUCUUCAAGCUGAAAUCAGUGUGAAAAUCGAAAAAUCGGUCCUGACACGAUAAAAAAAAGGAGAUAGUGUCUGGUUGACGUAGAGCGCAGACAGGCAGCGCAUCUUUAGCGUCCCACAGGAAUUUCAGAGUGGUCUCUAUAGUGGUUAAGGGGAGAAACAGCCCCUAUAGGGGUUUAGGGUCAGACCCCUCAUCUCCUAAAGCUUGAGUGGUCCCUAUAGGGGUCUUUCAAUUUUAUUCAAGGAAGAUUAUUUAUUUAGUUUGUCACGUAGAGUUCAUAAAAAUUGUCUCCUACAGGGACCUUUGAAAGCUUUAGUGGCCCCUAGAGGUGUUGGUAGAAUGAUCUCUAGAGGGACCCUCCAAGGGCUUCUAAGGUUGCCCCUAAAGAGACCACUCUGGAGUUGCUGAGCGAGUUAGCCGUGAAUUGGCUAUAAUCAAAACAUUUUCUGAAGCUUGAAGCUUUUAUUCAUAGCUCAUUCUCGGCUAACUUGGGACUCUCCACCAAGCAGUCAGUAUCUCCUUUUUUAUCGUGACAGGACGGAUUUUUGGAAAAAAAAGUUUUUUCUGGGGGUAAGGGAAACUUGUGAAAUGAGUAAUUUUGGGAGAAAAUUCGAAAAGAUAUUGUGAUCUUUUCGGCCCCGCAUCCUAGGAUAUGUUCUGUUGCAGUUGGCGUACCAACGAUUCCUGUCGCUGAACCCAGAACUCGCGACCAUUCUGAACUUGAUCGCAGCCAACGCCGGCGACAACGUGUGCAGCGACGUCACGGCGGCCAUCUACCGGCUCCACAAACAGAAAUCCGAAUGA